Molecule: messenger RNA, 608 nt
Organism: Vespa crabro (European hornet)
Lineage: Eukaryota; Metazoa; Arthropoda; Insecta; Hymenoptera; Vespidae
Product: RNA-binding motif protein, X-linked 2
Exons: 4
Coding region: 127-546 (139 amino acids)
Biological process (GO): mRNA splicing, via spliceosome
Cellular component (GO): precatalytic spliceosome; catalytic step 2 spliceosome; U2 snRNP
Molecular function (GO): RNA binding
Source: RefSeq, a predicted model, not a curated record
AAUGAAUUAUUAUUAAAGAAUAAUUUUAAAAAUUACUUCACAUAAAUGUAUAAUUUAAGAUUUAUUAUGAUUUAAUACGUAAAUUUAAACAUUUGUGAAUUUUUAAUAAUUUUAGAUUAAAUCAAUAUGAAUCCUUUAACAAAUGUAAAAAAUAUAACAAAACUUGCUGAACAAGAUUUAAUUGGUAAUAAAAAAACAUCUUGGCAUGAUCAAUAUAAAGAUAGUGCUUGGAUAUUUAUUGGUGGAUUACCAUAUGAUUUGACUGAAGGUGAUGUUAUUGCAGUAUUCUCUCAAUAUGGUGAAAUUGUAAAUAUAAAUUUAGUACGUGAUAAGGACACUGGCAAACAAAAAGGAUAUGGUUUUUUAUGUUAUGAAGAUCAAAGGAGUACUGUGCUAGCAGUUGAUAAUUUUAAUGGUAUUAAGAUUUUAGGUAGAACAAUACGCGUUGACCAUGUAGCCAAUUAUAAAGCUCCAAAAGAAACGAAAAAUAUUGAUGAUGAAACUAAAAGACUGAGAAAUGAAGGUUGUGCCCCCAAAAAAUAUUAAAAAGUUAAAGUUUGUUAUGAAUGUACAUAAAAAAUGAAUAUAUUUGUAUUAAUAUAAAUGUA